Molecule: messenger RNA, 2848 nt
Organism: Guyanagaster necrorhizus
Lineage: Eukaryota; Fungi; Basidiomycota; Agaricomycetes; Agaricales; Physalacriaceae
Product: alpha mannosidase-like protein
Exons: 16
Coding region: 124-2751 (875 amino acids)
Biological process (GO): carbohydrate metabolic process; endoplasmic reticulum mannose trimming; mannose trimming involved in glycoprotein ERAD pathway
Cellular component (GO): membrane
Molecular function (GO): calcium ion binding; mannosyl-oligosaccharide 1,2-alpha-mannosidase activity
Source: RefSeq, a predicted model, not a curated record
UCCGCGAAGCCGUCGUAGAAUCAACGUCAAGGUUCGAAGCGUUGGUUGCCGCUGAGGCCACCGGCCCGGUAAUCUGCACAACGCUCAUCCAGGUGCCACGACACCCAUUACAGUCUCCAGUCCAUGAAGUGGCGGAGAUACUGGCCAGAGUCUCUCUUUCUUGUUCUUGUUGUUGCUUUAGAGGGUACUAGACUGGGUCGUCACGAUACCAGAGCAUCGACACCGUGGCAGGGAGCCAGUUGGACAACGCAGCGCAAGCUGGAGUCACGGGAGAGAAUACGUGAACUUUGGUACCAUGGCUUCGACAAUUACAUGAACCACGCAUUUCCCUUAGACGAGUUGACACCAUUAACGUGUUCCGGACAAGGCCCUGAUUGGGCUAACCCUAACAACAUAGCCUCCAACGAUGUUGCCGGCAACUUUUCUCUUACAUUGAUUGAUGUGCUUGACACGUUCAUUGUACUCGAUGACCGACAAGGCUUCGACACUGCCGUCAAGAACGUCAUACAGUCUGUAUCUUUUGACGUCAAUACCAGACCCCAGGUAUUUGAGACGACCAUCCGUGUACUGGGAGGUCUUCUUUCUGGACAUAUAUUCGCGAAUCAAACCGGUCAACCCUUUUAUCUGCCUUGGUAUCGCGGCGAGCUUCUGCAGAUGGCUCAUGAUUUGGGAAAGAGGUUAUUACCAGCGUUCUCAACUCCGACAGGACUACCAUACGCUAGAAUAAACCUUCGACAUGGCUUGGCCAGAGGUGAAACAUUAGAGACGUGCACCGCUGGUGCAGGAUCACUGAUGCUUGAAUUUGCAACAUUGAGCAGAUUGACUGGUGAUGACCGCUUCGAAAAAGCCGCAUACAAGGCAUUCUUUGCCCUUUGGAACCGCAAGACAGAUAUUGGUCUUGUUGGGAAUACAAUCAAUACAUGGACUGGGGACUGGACAGCACCUGAAAUUACGGGGAUUGGCGCAGGGGUAGAUUCUUUCUAUGAAUAUGCCCUAAAAUGGUAUAUCCUCAGUGGUGAAAUUGAGUUUCUUGAUGUAUGGGAUGAUGCGUAUGCAUCAAUAAUGAGAUAUUCAAGGGCCACUGACGGGUUCUGGUACAGAAAUGUAAAUAUAAAAAGUGGUGAUACAGCCUACUAUACCGUGGAUUCCUUAUCCGCAUUUUGGCCUGGUCUGCAGGUAUUGGCGGGGGACGUUGACAGCGCUGUCAAGCUUCAUAUGAUGUACUACAACCUUUGGCGUCGUUAUUCCGGAUUACCAGAAGUGUUUGACACAAACUUCAAACAGGCGACUUCGCAUCAGUAUCCAUUACGUCCAGAAUUCAUCGAAUCUACGUGGUAUCUUUACCGUGCUACGCAGGACCCCUUCUACCUUGACGUUGGCGAACGGAUACUGUUCGACAUCAUUACGCGGUCCAAAGUUGAUUGUGGACUAUCUGGAAUUCAAGAUCUAAGGACAAACAAGCGCGAUGAUAGAAUGGAGUCUUUCGCUUUGUCAGAAACAUUAAAGUACCUAUAUCUCUUGUUCGACGAGGAAAAUCCGCUUCACAGCGAUGACUCGAAUUAUGUUUUCACCACAGAAGGUCACAUCCUUACUCUUGGCCCAGAAAGCUUUAAAUCGACGUCCCUCGCUCAACGGAAAUCACGAAAAAUAAUGAACCAUCAAUGUCCCGCUUACGUACCUCCCAGACUACCUUAUGACACAAGAUCUAUUGGUAGUGGCCUAGUGAAAGGAAUCCGGUCUAGAGGGGAUGUCGACUAUGCUAGAGAGCUAGUCAGCAUUGUACCCACCGAGGCUGAGAGAAAUGCAUGGUCAAUAUAUGGCUGGUGCGAACGUCCAAAGGCUGAUUUAUUCACAUAUGACUUUAUUCUGUCGCCUGGUGGCAUGGUGGUUCCUGAGGAUCUGAGUCCUAGUCUACUCAAGGUCGCCUUGAUUCCGGAGGGAUUUAUGGUGAAUAAUGUGACCGGUAUACGAGUUCAUAUUGUCAGACGAUUGGAUGGGAAGGGAUAUGAAAUUCGAAAACUGGGACAUUAUUCUGUAAGACCAGGGCAGCUCGUCUACAUUAACGACACUUCGCUUUUUGCGAGCCAGGCGGACAUCGGAACUUUGAAGGGGCGAGACCCAGAUGUACUCCUUCGAUUCCAUAUCGAAGGUGUUGACCCCAUGCCGCGCUUGGUUGAUAUCCAAGACCUUUCUGAUAAUCACGAAACAUACCUUACCGCAUGGACUGGUUUUUUCGGUGGCGAUCUAUCCCUGACGGCUCAUUACGAUCAAAAGCCCCUACGUUUCGCAGAUCCCGAUGGGUUACCUAUAUACCGAGCGGACGACAACCUCUUGGGCUGUUCUCCUUACAGUGCAUCUUACCAGGAUAGCGUGAUAUUGACCUAUCGAGGCGAUUGUACCUUCCUCCAAAAAUUACUCAUGGCGCAAUCAGCAGGGGCAGCGGGUGUCCUUGUCGUUAGCGAUGAAGACGUUGCUUUAAAUCCCACUGCGAACGCCGACGAGUUGUCAGCCGUCGGAGAUUUGGGUGACGUGGUGAUCGCAGUUCUGCCUCGCCAGGCAGGUAACCUUAUCGAUGAGAUGAUGGAUAUGGCUGAGAAUCGGGGUACAGGGAGGAUUACGGUCACCCUGGAUCCUUCCAGGUAUACGGAGAGCGUUGAAGAGGUACAGGACGUGGAGGAUCAGGGGGAGCCAUCUAAUCGUAUAUUGUAUCUCAACGGACAUCCGUUACUCAACACAAGAUUAUUGGUUUGAUAACAUUAUCACUGAUUGUUCAUCUAUCUCACUGCAAAGUGUAUUCACUAAGCACUGUGUAGAGUCCGUUUGAAUCUGAAACGAAAGAAAGCAUGAU